CCCCACCGCGCGCGCUCCGCCCGCCCCGGAGCCUCGCCCUCCGCCACGAUGAGCAAAUGAGCGCGAGCGAGGGCAUGAAAUUUAAAUUCCACUCAGGGGAGAAAGUCCUGUGCUUCGAGCCUGACCCCACCAAGGCGCGAGUGCUGUACGAUGCCAAGAUUGUGGAUGUUAUUGUUGGGAAAGACGAAAAAGGCAGAAAGAUCCCAGAAUAUCUAAUCCAUUUUAAUGGUUGGAACAGAAGCUGGGAUAGGUGGGCAGCUGAAGAUCAUGUCCUCCGGGAUACCGACGAAAAUAGGAGAUUACAGCGAAAAUUGGCAAGAAAAGCUGUAGCUCGCCUAAGCACAGGAAGGAAGAAAAAGCGCUGCCGAUUGCCUGGUGUUGAUUCUGUCUUAAAAAGCCUCCCCGUUGAAGAAAAAGAUAAAAGCGAUGAGAACUCUGUAAGCACUUCCUCUGGUGACAGCAGUGAAGACAAGGAUGGCGCAAUAAGUGAAGAAAGUGACAUUGAAGAAAAGACGGAAGUGAAGGUCGGACUGGAGUCGCGCAGGAAGAGGGCGAUGGAAGAGAGAGCAAUAACUAUAGACAUCCCCGACGUUCUAAAGAAGAAGCUGGAGGACGAUUGCUACUACAUCAACAGGAGGAAGCGGUUAGUGAAACUCCCGUGCCAGACCAACAUCAUCACGAUCUUGGAAUCCUACGUGAAGCAUUUCGCUAUCAACGCCGCCUUUUCCGCCAAUGAGCGGCCCCGGCACCAUCACGCUAUGUCCCAUGCCAGCAUGAAUGUGAAUUACAUCCCAGCAGAAAAGAACGUUGACCUUUGCAAGGAGAUGGUGGAUGGAUUAAGGAUAACCUUUGAUUAUACUCUCCCAUUGCUUUUGCUGUAUCCGUACGAACAAGUUCAGUACAAAAAGGUGACUUCGUCCAAAUUUUUUCUUCCCAUUAAGGAAAGUGCCACUAGCAGCAGUAGGAGCCAGGAGGAGCUCUCGCCAAGCCCGCCUUUGUUGAACCCGUCCACCCCGCAGUCCACGGAGAGCCCGGCGGCCGGGGAACUGGCCACCCCCAAGCGGCGCAAAGCGGAGCCCGAAGCCCUGCAGUCCCUGCGGCGCUCCACGCGCCACUCGGCCAACAGCGACCGGCUGUCCGAGAGCAGCGCCUCGCCGCAGCCCAAGCGCCGGCAGCAGGACGCGUCCGCCAGCAUGCCCAAGCUGUUCCUGCACCUGGAGAAGAAAACACCGGUGCAUAGCAGAUCCUCCUCGCCUGUCCCUGUGACGCCCAGCAAGGAAGGCAGCGCGGUGUUCGCCAGCUUCGAAGGCAGAAGAACCAAUGAGAUCAAUGAGGUCCUCUCCUGGAAACUUGUGCCCGACAGUUACCCUCCAGGCGACCAGCCGCCUCCUCCCUCGUACAUUUACGGGGCACAACACUUGCUGAGAUUGUUUGUGAAACUUCCAGAAAUCCUUGGAAAGAUGGCCUUUUCUGAGAAGAACUUGAAGGCUUUACUGAAGCACUUUGAUCUCUUUCUGAGGUUUUUAGCAGAGUACCACGACGACUUCUUCCCAGAGUCCGCCUAUGUCGCCGCCUGCGAGGCGCACUACAGCACUAAGAACCCCAGGGCGAUGUACUAGCGCCCCAGUGGAGAGCUGGGGAGCCCCGGUGGGAGAGGCGAUGCCCACCCUCGGGGGGCACUGGCAGAGGCGGGCCCAGUUAUUUGAGUUAUUCCAUACUGUAGUGAUUUCUGUUCCGUAGUACUUUCUCGAUGCCCGAUCAGCCUCUGACAUCUGACCGCAGCCACUGCACGCGUCCCCUGUGGCGGCAGGAGAGGGCAUUCCGUGUCCCCAGUGAGAUGUCCGGGGAGGUGUGCGCAGGUCCGGCUGUUUCCGUAGGCAUUGGCGUUAUUAGCAAUAACCACCUUUUUUUUUUUUUUUUUAGUUCUUCGUUAGCACUAAGCAAAAUUGUUUUUGCAAACUUGGGAUUCUUAGAUGACACUGAGCAACUCGAACAAAUCUGAGUCUUGCUCGGACACCGCAGAGUAGUCCCCACGUAUUUUAGAAGGAAUUGCUGCCCGGCCAGCUCCUUUCCCGGAGAAGCUGAUUCCCGGUGAUCUAAAGAGAGCGUUGCCUGACUUGUUUGAGAUGUCCCGGCCCUGCCUGGUUGUGUCAUGUGACGGUUCCCGUUCUGUGAGAUGUUAUUUUGGAGGUUCUAAAUAAAGCCGCGCCCGUCUGGUUGGGAAGGGAAGAGCGAGGAGAGAGUU
This is a messenger RNA of Eptesicus fuscus (big brown bat), 2245 nucleotides long. It is a transcript of the gene MSL3, whose product is annotated as MSL complex subunit 3. The transcript has 13 exons. Gene Ontology annotation, biological process: chromatin organization; regulation of DNA-templated transcription. Gene Ontology annotation, cellular component: NuA4 histone acetyltransferase complex; MSL complex; nucleus. Bases 57 to 1619 code for a protein of 520 amino acids. NCBI's taxonomy places the organism in Eukaryota, Metazoa, Chordata, Mammalia, Chiroptera, Vespertilionidae. The record is from RefSeq and is a predicted model, not a curated record.